AUGAACAAAAAAGAUGUUAAUGUGUGCGUAUCAGCCCAAUGCUGUUGCAAAUUGAUAAUGAAAUGUCCUGAAAAACCGGCCCCGGCGGCAGCUGUGAAACCACGCAAUCCUUGCGGUGAACGUGCGAAAAACCCCGAAAUGAGUCUAUGCGAUUACUUAAAAUCGCAGUCCGUUUCGGACUGGAUGAAAUCCCUGCAGGACAAUCGUGCCGGGGCGAAAAAUCCAAAAGACAGGCCGCGCGGCCCGGUAAGGCCGGUUGUGGCACCAGCUCCGGUAAGUCGUAUUUGUGAACAGCCGCCAUCCGCCGACCGCGGAGCGAAACAACCUCAGAACCAUCACCCGGAUAUUAAGCAGAAUCCGGUCCAAGAAGAUCGUAAUAUGUCGCAGAUCAUCAUCAACAUCGGGACGAUAAUAACUAAUGGAGUCUGCAAGCGGGACUCGUGUCAGCAAACUGAUUCGGAAGUCCAGAUCUCCGUCAGUCCACCGGCCAAAUGUCCGACCUCUGCUUGUCCACCGGUCGAGCGCCCGACCUCCAUCUGUCCACCGGCCGAAAAACUGAUCAUUGCCUGUCCACCAGCCGAAAAACCGACCAUUGCCUGUCCACCGAUUGAACGUCCGACGUCCAUAUGUCCACCGACUGAAAAUCGGACUUCUGUCUGUUCACCUGCCGAACGUCCAACUGCCGCCAUCCACCCUAAAGUCCGUUCACCCGCGGUUGGAUCUAUUCCGGUGUCACGGGACCGUUCCUGUCGAUACCAGGGCAACACACCAUCUGCUAUUCCAAGCACAGAGCCGAAAUCCUGUCCCGAGCCCAAAAUUGUGUUUAAGGUGAACUGUUGUUGUACCUGUCACUCGGACUAG
Molecule: messenger RNA, 861 nt
Organism: Metopolophium dirhodum (rose-grain aphid)
Lineage: Eukaryota; Metazoa; Arthropoda; Insecta; Hemiptera; Aphididae
Exons: 1
Coding region: 1-861 (286 amino acids)
Source: RefSeq, a predicted model, not a curated record